This is a messenger RNA of Cebus imitator (Panamanian white-faced capuchin), 5234 nucleotides long. It is a transcript of the gene SKAP2, whose product is annotated as src kinase associated phosphoprotein 2. Gene Ontology annotation, molecular function: protein binding. NCBI's taxonomy places the organism in Eukaryota, Metazoa, Chordata, Mammalia, Primates, Cebidae. The record is from RefSeq and is a predicted model, not a curated record. Gene Ontology annotation, cellular component: cytoplasm; plasma membrane. The coding region runs from base 306 to 1349 and encodes 347 amino acids. The transcript has 12 exons.
GAGGCUCUUUCUUCUAAGGCCGGGAAAACCGAGGGAUACACAUGCGCAGUUGGACGCCUCUGGCCCUUGGUGCCGCUUCCCAAGCAUCUCCCCGCCCCGACCUCUGGGCGGGGCUGGGCCAAGAGUCCAGCUGCUGUUCGCCGGAGAUUCAGUGACUUCCUUGUUGUGAGCCCUGGCCCGGCAGUGUUCCAACUUGUGUCCCCGCUGUUAUUCGGGCCGCUAGCCUGAGUCUAGGUCGCAGCCGCAACCCCGUCGGUCACCUUUUCAGCGCAGUUCUUUUCCCCGCACGCCCUGCGCUCCCUAACAUGCCCAACCCCGGCAGCACCUUCUCUCCUUACCCCCUCCCUGAGGAAAUUAGGAACCUGUUGGCAGAUGUUGAAACAUUUGUAGCAGACAUACUGAAAGGAGAAAAUUUAUCCAAGAAAGCAAAGGAAAAGAGAGAAUCCCUUAUUAAGAAGAUAAAAGAUGUUAAUUCUAUCUAUCUUCAGGAAUUUCAAGACAAAGGUGAUACAGAAGAUGGGGACGAAUAUGAUGACCCUUUUGCUGGGCCUCCAGACACUAUUUCAUUAGCUUCAGAACGAUAUGAUAAAGAUGAUGAAGCCCCCUCUGAUGGAGCCCAAUUUCCUCCAAUUGCAGCACAGGACCUUCCUCUUGUUCUAAAGGCUGGCUAUCUUGAAAAACGCAGAAAAGAUCACAGCUUUCUGGGAUUUGAAUGGCAGAAACGGUGGUGUGCUCUCAGUAAAACGGUAUUCUAUUAUUAUGGAAGUGAUAAAGACAAACAACAGAAAGGUGAAUUCGCAAUAGAUGGCUACAGUGUCAGAAUGAAUAACACUCUAAGAAAGGAUGGGAAGAAAGAUUGCUGUUUUGAAAUCUCUGCUCCUGAUAAACGUAUAUAUCAGUUUACAGCCGCUUCUCCGAAAGAUGCUGAGGAAUGGGUACAGCAGCUGAAAUUUGUAUUGCAAGAUAUGGAAUCUGAUAUUAUUCCUGAGGAUUAUGAUGAGAGAGGAGACUUAUAUGAUGAUGUUGAUCAUCCUCUACCAAUAAACAAUCCACCAACAAGCAGUCAACCAAUAGAUGAGGAAAUUUAUGAAGAACUUCCAGAAGAAGAAGAAGACAGCAGUGCUCCUGUGAAAGUGGAAGAACAAAGGAAGAUGAGUCAGGACAGUGUUCAUCACACCUCAGGGGAUAAAAGCACUGAUUAUGCUAAUUUUUACCAGGGUUUGUGGGAUUGCACUGGAGCUUUUUCUGAUGAGUUGUCAUUUAAGCGUGGUGAUGUGAUUUACAUUCUUAGCAAGGCAUACAACAAAUGCUUGCUGACCACUGAUGAUGCCACCAUUUCUAGAAAAUAAUCUGAAGCAUGUGAAAAGAAUCAUCCAAUAAUUGACAAUUGGAUAACUGAUUUUGGCUGAUUUAGUCAGUAAAGCAUACCGUGGUGAUCAUAUCAAAUCCAAAACAGCUACAAUGGAGACUAAACUUUUAUGCAGGAACACCUGACCUUCCAGUCCAGAUGAAAAUAGGAAGUCAAUCAAAGCAGCAGAGUCCAGAGGGGACACCAGGCCAAAGUGACCCUUUUCUGAGGACCUUUUCCCAUCCUCUCUACCUCCUCCACUGUGAAGCCCAGUACUAACCAGCCAGGGGAGCCUUGACGAGGACUAUAAAUCCAGCUGCUUCUGUCUCAAAUAGUUGUUUUUUAGGGGAUGGGUUUUAAUGGAUAGAUUUUUUUUUUAAAUGUUUUAAAGGACUAUUAACAGACUAUACAGUCAAUAAACUUCUUUGUCAAAUGUGUAUAAUUUUGUGACUGAGUGAUGGCAAUGUCUGACAUGACUUUUACUUGUUGAGAUAUGAAUUUAAGAAGAAUUUUUAAUUGGAAUAUCUGAUACAUAAGUAAAAGGUCUUAUUCCUUGGACACUCAAGUAGUACCUUGUACUGGGCCUCAUAAAGCCUUUUGUUGUGUUUUUUGAAGAAAUCCUUUUAAAAUAUUUUUGUACUUCAGUGAUUGGAAGCUGAGGGGUGGGGAGAGUGAAAAGAUUAAGAGAUAAAUAAGGACUAACAUUGGCUCUGGAAUUUAACCAGACAGGUGGUAAAAUUGAGCCCUCUCGUAGUGUAACAGCCCAAGAGAAAGGGCUUUUCCAAGGAGCCUGAGUCAUAAGAGCCACAAGCUGUUUGAAUUUUUACCGCUCUACAGAGUUCAUAAUGUCAGGUGUGCCCUCUGCUUUCUGGGAACCCAGCAAAAACAAGGUGUGUAACUGUGUGUUUAUCCUGUUAUAAGCAUCCUGAAUUGAAAACUGAAAUGUAGCAAUCUUGUUAGUGUGUGUUAUCUCCCUGUUGCUUUGCUCCAGUUGGUCAGCAUAUUUGUUUUAUUCUUUAUUAUCAUCUCAGGGCUUGCCGUUUUUCUUCCUAAUUAAGUGAUUCCAUUUUGAAUAAAUUACGUUUAAGUGCCAUCCUGUGCAAGGGAUAUUUCAAACAUAGAAUUUGACGUAGUCUUCCCCAAGUAGAUUCAUGGUCUAAAUAAGACAGACAGGAUGUAAACACAGGGAAGGAUAAGGACAGCCCCGCAUAACCUUACCUUGGUACAGUUUUAGCAGGUUAAGCCACUAGCAGUGUCCUAAGACAUAAAAGGUUCUCUGAUUUUGUGACAUCUGAACCCUAGGGAUUAUCUGGGAAACAAACUGGGAAUCUUUUCUCAUGUAUAUAUUUUUUAAAUAAACAGGGGGAGGGAAUGCAAGGGUUUCAGUACUGUUUCAGAUGAGAUAUUUAUUUUUUGUAAAAAUUCCAAAUGCUUGUAGCUAUUGAAUUAAGUGUGAGGGGAUGCAAAGAGCUGUGUAUAUGAAUAAUGUGAACAUCUUUUACAGAGUUGCUACCAGUUAUGGUAACAUAACUCUGGAAGCUGAGAGUGACCUCUACCCCUUUAGGAAUAAGGACUCUUCCCCUUAAGUUGGGGACAGAGUUGUAACCAGCAGUAUUCUCCUGAAGGUGGGCAGUAGUAAGAACACUGGAACUGGAGUCAACCAAAAUUCUAGUUUCACUCUCUAGUGCCUUGUGCCCUAGAAUAGGUUUCCUUGUCUGAAGAAUACCAGUGGUGCCUGUACUCCCUGCUUCACAGGAUUGUGGUUAGGCUCAAGUGAAAUUACUUUUAGAAGUGACCUGGAAUAUCAACAAUAGUGUCAAAGAUGGCUUUCCUGCAUUUAAAGAUAUGAGAACUGAAAUGAAACAAUGAUCGAAUAAUUUCUCCUUCACACCAAAAGCAAGCAAGGGAAAAAAUUUUUAAUACUCAGCAUUGGCUGUAAUACUACUUGAAAUAAUAUUAGCUCUUGGUAUUAUUAUUUUAUAAUGAAAAUUGACGUAAAUUAUCCUAGAGGAGUUUGGGAUUCGAUUCUUCUUUAAUUUUCAACGCAUUUUAAACCAAGUCACUGGCUUCCAAGUUAUGGUCAAUUUCUGUUAAUGGUAAUUUUAAUCACAGAGAUGUUACUUCUGUCUAUAGUUUCUAAAUAAACUUUUCUCAUCAUAUUUAAAACCACCAAUCUGCUUUAGGUAUAUGUUGUUUGUAGUUGGUUGAAUUUAGCAAAGAAUUAAUUUUUUUAAACUGACAUCCUAAGGAAAAUUUUUGUGCUGACUUCCUUUGCCCAUUAUCUAAUUCUUUUAUGAACUGUUUCUUCCAGAUGGGUAUCUAUGAAUGUCUGAGUGUGAAUACACACUUUCUAAACAUUUUAUUCAGAUGUGUAUCUAGGAGUGACACAAUUUUAUUUUCUCUAAUUAGCCUUGUAAUAUAGCACUAAUCUUGGUUUGUAGUUUGUGAAAAUAUGGGGCUAGAAAUAAGGGCAAACCAGAACCUCAUUACAUGUAACCUUAAUGCUUUAAUGUUAUAACUUUAGGCAAAGCUAAUAAAAGAUGCAAAGGACUCUUAAAUAAUUUAAAUUAUCUAAAAAAUUGAGCAUAUUCCUUCAAAUAAUAAUGGCUUUCAUGAUCUGAAUUUUUAAAAAUUCAUUUCUCAUGUCUUGAAUUACUCAGAAGAUAUCAAAGUAAGUUUGAGUUUAUUUAAGAUUAUUAAAUAUAUUUAUUAUCAUGGAGAGUCACUGAAGAUUCCAUUUUCUAGCCUAGCAAUUGUAAUCUUUAGUGUGAUGUAGUACAUAAUUCUGAUAACAUAUCUGAUGAUGUCAUGAUUGCAUAAAGUUAAUUCAUAGCACUUCUCUUUAAAAUGGUGCUUUGUGAUAUGAUUCCUUGAUUAUUUUGAACCAUUAAUUCUAUCAGCUUGAAAAAUAGAUAUAUUAUGUACCUGUUAUUACUGCUUUCUAAAAUCAAAGCUUCUCUUAUUAUCUUAACCUUACCAAUUUAAACUAGGAAACUAUUACUUUUAUAAUGUAUUUAUAUUAUCAUUACAUACUCUUUGAUAAAGGAAAACAGUGGGACUAUCCUAAAUUGUGGCAACUGUGUUAAAGAUAAGUCAUUUUCUAAACUUUUCCCAAAUGAUUAUAGUAGAGAAUUUCAAGUUAUAAGCAUACUAUCCUUUGCUUCUCCCAAAGCUGUGGUUUAUAGCAAUAAAUACGCUAUAUUGAUUACUGCUUAAUUCUAAUGGACGUACUGAGGCUGGAAACAUUAUAGCUUAGCAUUUAAUGCCUUAAUUUUUAAAGUUUAAAAAUUUUAAAAACUGAUGUAAUUGCCUGAGUGUUCUGUUAUUGGACCCAUUUCAUGCUAUAAGAUUAUUCUCAUAUCUUUCCUAAAGAUUAUUUUGUUCACAAUGUAUUUUUUCUGACACUUCAUUGCUAUUUUUGCAUAACUGAAAAUCUGUCAUUUUCAUUUUAGCUCAGUUUGGAAACAUGAAAACCGUAUCAGAGCAACAUAUUAAGAUUAGUAUAGAAACACACAAAAAAAUGAAAGUCAGCCAUGUAGAUAUUUUAAAUUUAGUCAAAUUAUUCAAGUGUGCAAUUUUAAUCCAUUAAUCUGGUUUGAGGCUGCUUAAGAGAAAUAUUUCUCUCUGAAUGAGUUUUUUCUCUUAUACAAAAAGAGCAUGUUGAGAAGAGAAGCAUCUCAUCUAAAACAGUUAGCAUGGGGUUUUUUUGUUUUUUGAAGCAAAAGAUAAAGCAAGAGCUGACCUAAUACUCUGCCAUAAUUUAUUCUUAGUCAAAAACAGAUUACCAUUUACACUCUAGGUAUUAAAAGCUAGUUAUAGUGAUUAAAGGUUGUCUUUCUAAUGCUGUGUAUUAAGAUAUCCAAUACAAAAUUUAUUUUCAAGGUAU